This is a messenger RNA of Gracilinanus agilis (Agile Gracile Mouse Opossum), 2030 nucleotides long. It is a transcript of the gene PLEKHF1, whose product is annotated as pleckstrin homology and FYVE domain containing 1. The transcript has 2 exons. Bases 140 to 997 code for a protein of 285 amino acids. The record is from RefSeq and is a predicted model, not a curated record. Lineage: Eukaryota; Metazoa; Chordata; Mammalia; Didelphimorphia; Didelphidae. Gene Ontology annotation, molecular function: metal ion binding; phosphatidylinositol binding.
UGUCCGACCCAGAGCUGGGGCUGUUCCUGACGUCGCACUUCCCUCUCUCUGGCCUGUCCUGGCCGGACCCAACCCGGGGCCAACACUGGUCAGUUGCAAUCCAGCCGAGAUUCUGCAGGGAUAAGUGAGGAUUGAGAAGAUGGUGGACCAUCUGGUGAACACGGAGAUCAACAGCCAGAGAAUCGCAGCUGUGGAGAGUUGCUUUGGCACCUCAGGGCAGCCACUGGCAUUACCAGGUCGGGUGCUCCUUGGCGAGGGCAUCCUGACUAAGGAGUGCCGCAAAAAAGCCAAGCCCCGAAUCUUCUUCCUCUUCAAUGAUAUUCUGGUCUAUGGCAGCAUCGUGAUCAACAAGCGCAAGUAUAGCAGCCAGCACAUCAUCCCUCUGGAGGAGGUGACGCUGGAGACCCUCCCGGACACCUGGCACGCCAAGAACCGCUGGAUGAUCAAGACAUCCAAGAAAUCAUUUGUGGUGUCAGCCGCCUCCCUGACUGAGCGUGAAGAGUGGAUCCGCCACAUUGAGGAGUGUGUGAGGCGCCAGCUGCGGGCCACUGGACUUCCCCCUACCACGGAGCAUGCUGCGCCCUGGAUACCAGACAAAGCCACGGACAUCUGCAUGCGCUGCACCCAGACCAAGUUCUCCGCCCUCACCCGUCGCCAUCACUGCCGAAAGUGCGGCUUCGUUGUCUGUGGGGACUGUUCCCGGGAACGCUUCCUUAUGCCCCGCCUCUCUCCCAAGCCCCUUCGGGUCUGUGGCCUUUGCUAUCGGGAGCUGGCUGCUGAGAAGCAGAAAGAAGAGGCGGGGGAAGAAGAAUCGGAAGGGCCGAGGCAACCCCAGCAGGACCUUGCUCACUCCCCGGGAACAACCUAUGGUAUAUCCAGCGGGGAGGAUGAAAGCGACAAGUCAGAUGAGGACAGAGAUGGGGGCUCGUCUGGUUCCUGGCCUAUGGGGCUGGAGUUCUAUGCCUCAGGGGUUAAAUGGUCAUCCUUCCACAGCUAACCUUUGCCCAAAAACCAUUUGGGGUCUAUUUAAAGGGGACAGGACUCCCCUGAAGAGUUUCUUUCCUCCCCAAACCGUAUGCAGUCUGGUUGUUACUGUUUGUUCAACCUUCCUUGGUGAGGACUUGGAAAUUGGAUGACAUAGGACAGGUUAGAAUAGAUUCUAAAUUCUGUCCACAGAGCCCCAUUGUGUGCUUGCUUAGGCAAGGAGUGAGCAAUGGAUAAAAGGUCAUUUCCUUGCUACUCUUGGCACUCCCGGUGCCCAUCCUCUAAUAGUCUUGCUCCUUUUAGUCAAGAUCUUCACAGUUGGAUAGGAAAACCAGGGUGUAUCAGGAGAUCCCCACCCCUGCCACCUGGGUCAGGCUGAAGCCUCAGCCUCUCAUCCAGCAGAGCCAGCAGAGAGCAGUAUGCAAAAGACUUUCAGAACCUCAGGCUGAGGAAGGCUCAGAGGAGACUGUGAAGGAGAGCAAGUGUCCGCAUCUACAUCCAAGAGAACCAACUGUCCCGAGGACAACCCAGUUCUGUGUUUAGGCUCCUUCUGCAGAUCUCAGCAUUGGCUACUUAGGCCCCUGAUUCCUCCUGUCUGAGUGCUCUGCCUCCCCCAGCAACGCCAUUGCUGCAAGGGUUGCUUCUUAGUGUUUAGGAACUGAUGGGAAAUAUUUCCUCCUGUCCAGGGACCAUGCUGGAAGGGGCCCAAGACACCAGGGAGGGCCCCAAGAACCUUAGUGAUACCUGAAGCCAGAUGCCCAUAGAUUUCAGAGAUGCCAUUUGAUUAGAAAACCAGUAGCCCAAAGACACUUUGGUCCAUCCUAUACCGGGAUGUACAUCUGGACCUGAUAAUGACCUCUCCAGCCCUAAAAGCAGUGCUUGCACUAGGAAAAAAAAAACAUUCCUAUAGUUUAGAAAAGGUAGCCCAAUGGCAUCUUGGAGGAGCUGAGAGGGAAGCAGGAUUAAUGUUGCCCAUGACUGUAGUACUUCCUAAAUGUUCUAUCAACCCAAAUGUGUAAAAUUCACAAUAAUCAUAAUGAAUCUCA